AUGGAGAGAUCCUCGUUAAAUUUGCUGCCAACAGGGAAGGAUCCGGAGCUCUUCAGCUGCAAAGUGCCAGGCCUGGAGCUGCAGCAGAAGGCGGAAGCGGCAAAAAACCAGCCACAGACGGAUCAGGCAGCCCUGCCGGCACAAAAUGUGGCUCUGGGGGUCCGCGGGACAUCCGAUGACAUGCUUUUGCUCGGAGAGAUAGCAAGACCGCUGGAUUCUUCAAUGUUGCCAGGACUUGAAGGUGCAGAAGCUGGAGAUCCCAAAGAGGAGGUCCUUGCUAGCAGUCCGCAUGGCCAGUGCCCCAUAAUGACCGCCACCGACAAUUCGUCAUCCACGCCGUGGUGCGACCUCCCAGCGAACGCGACCUCCUGGCCAGUUCCGGACAUCCCCUACUUCCUGGGCGAGAGCCUCAUCGCUCUGCUCUCCAUUGCGGGCAACCUCUUCAUUUGCACGGUCAUCCUGAGGAGCAGGAAGCUGCGCGCCGUGGUCACCAACUACUUCCUGGUCUCGCUUGCCGUGGCUGACGUCCUGGUAGGGGCGGUGGCCAUCCCUUGCGCCCAGGUGACGGACCUGGGGCUGCCACGCUCCCGGCCGCAGCUGUGCCUCUGGAUGCUGUGCACGCUGCUGGUGUUCACACAGGCCUCGGUGUUCGGGCUGCUGGCCAUCGCGGUGGAACGGUACAUCUCCAUCCUGAAGCCCUUCCAGUACAAAAGCCUGAUGAGCCCCCGAAACGCCCUGUGGCUCAUCCUGGCCUGCUGGGGGCUGUCGGUUGGGAUUGGCCUUCUGCCCCUGAUGGGCUGGCAUGACCCCCUGCCGGCUGGCGGGGAGUGCCUCUUCAACGGCAUAAUCACGGACACGUACAUGGUCUACUUCAACUUCAUGGCCUGCAUGCUGGCCCCGCUGAUGGCCAUGAUGGUGCUGUACGGGCGCAUCUUCUUGGAGGUCCGGCGCCAGAUCCGUAAGGUCGCGGAGGGGGAGGUCAACAGCAGUGCCCGGGAGAGGCGCCGGAUCAUUGUCCGCAAGGAGCUGCAGUCGGCCACCUCGCUCUUCAUCAUCCUCUUCUUCUUCGCCCUCUGCUGGCUCCCGCUCCACGUCCUGAACACCAUCAUGCUGCUGUGCCCGCACUGCUGCAUCCCCAACCAGCUCAUCCUCACCACCGUCAUCCUGUCCCAUGCCAACUCUGCCGUCAACCCCGUGGUGUACGUCUUCCGGGUGAGGUCCUUCCGGAAGGCUUUUGUAGGUGUCCUCUCCUGCAUCCGCUUCUCCGCCACGGCGGGCCGCUUGCCUCCGAGCCGGAAUGUCCUUGCAGCCACCGGAAAGAAUCCUCCCUCCCUGAUCUGCCUGCCAAAGCGCCUGCAGCCCUUUGGGGACUUGGCUGACGGGCCACGGCGGGCACGAGACGAGCAUCAGUAG
This is a messenger RNA of Varanus komodoensis (Komodo dragon), 1413 nucleotides long. Its product is annotated as adenosine receptor A1-like. Bases 1 to 1413 code for a protein of 470 amino acids. Gene Ontology annotation, cellular component: membrane. The transcript is spliced from 4 exons. Lineage: Eukaryota; Metazoa; Chordata; Lepidosauria; Squamata; Varanidae. The record is from RefSeq and is a predicted model, not a curated record. Gene Ontology annotation, molecular function: G protein-coupled adenosine receptor activity. Gene Ontology annotation, biological process: adenylate cyclase-activating G protein-coupled receptor signaling pathway; G protein-coupled adenosine receptor signaling pathway; vasodilation.